Molecule: messenger RNA, 591 nt
Organism: Cordyceps militaris CM01
Lineage: Eukaryota; Fungi; Ascomycota; Sordariomycetes; Hypocreales; Cordycipitaceae
Product: Ctr copper transporter
Exons: 2
Coding region: 1-591 (196 amino acids)
Biological process (GO): copper ion transmembrane transport; intracellular copper ion homeostasis
Cellular component (GO): plasma membrane
Molecular function (GO): copper ion transmembrane transporter activity
Source: RefSeq, a predicted model, not a curated record
AUGAGCUUUGCCCCCCGCCACGCCGGCCACGCGGAGAUGGACAUGGACAUGGGCUCGUCCAACUCGACCCAGCAAGGCGGUUCCUCCAUGAUGGCCAUGGUCUUCCAGACGCAGACGGCGACGCCGUUGUACGCCGACGCCUGGACGCCGCGCAACUCGGGCGCCUACGCCGGCACCUGCAUCUUCCUCAUCGUGCUGUCUGUCGUCGCGCGGCUGCUCGUCGCUCUGCGCGCCACGCAGGAGGCGCGCUGGCUCGACCACGACGCCCAACGCCGGUACGUCACCGCCCGUGGACGCGUGCCGCUCGCCGAGGCCGUCGCGCACGACCCCGAAGCCAAGACCAUGGUGCUCUCGGCCAAUGGCGCCGAGGAGACGGUUGUUGUUGUGGCGCGCAAGGACGCUGCCGCGCGACCCUGGCGCUUCACCGUCGACCCGGUGCGCGCUGUUCUCGACACGACGAUUGUGGGUGUGGGCUAUCUCUUGAUGUUGGCGGUCAUGACGAUGAAUGUGGGCUACUUCAUGUCGGUCCUCGCUGGUGUGUUUUUGGGUAGUCUGGCGGUCGGUCGCUUCGGCGGCAUGAUGGAUCACUGA